Molecule: messenger RNA, 779 nt
Organism: Rotaria sp. Silwood1
Lineage: Eukaryota; Metazoa; Rotifera; Eurotatoria; Philodinida; Philodinidae
Source: the annotation of a GenBank genome assembly
AAUGGAUUAAAUCAUUUGUACGAAAUAAUUGUGGUCGUUAUAAUUUUCUUUGGCUUGAUUCAAUUGAUGAUAAUCAAAUAAAUCAAAUAUCUAAUAUGACAAUUGGUUGGCAAACUAAAAUAUCCAAUAAUAAUAAUUCUCAAAUACUACCAUUAAUUUUUAAACAUAAUAAUCAUAUAGAUGAUGAUUAUUUUUGUAUAAAAUAUAUUAAUUCAUAUGAUAAUAUUAAUUUAACACAAUUAGUAAAUGAACGAACAUGUUUUUGGAAAAAAUAUUUUUUAAAACGUGAAAAACUUGAAUGUAUAUCAUUAAAUAAAAAUCAAUUUAAUAUAAAUUAUCGUUUUUCAUCCGAUAUUGAAUCAUAUCAUUUAGAAACAAUACAAACAAAUAAUAAUAAUAAUAAUAAUACAUCAUUAAAUAUAUUAUUAAAUAUUAAUCAUACAUUAAUAACAUUAUUAAUUGAUUCAGAAAUGAAAUCAUUACAUCCAUUAUUAACAACAUAUCAAAUUCAAAUACAAUCAACAUUAAAAACAAUAGAACUUUGUCUUUAUUUAUCAAAAUUAUUAACAUAUAAAUAUCAUUUACGUGUAUUUCGUUUAAUUAAUAAUAAAAAUAAAAAUGAUUUUAUACCAUUUCAUAUUGAACUUAAUGAUGAUACAUUAAAAAAUGGUCUUUGUUAUAUAUGGAAUCGUGAUACACAAUUAAAUGAACAAAUACAUGUUAAACAAGUUGCAAAACGUUUAGCUGAUUAUUUUAAAGCACUUGAAGAUUUUAUGUAA